CGCCGUCGGCUGCUGGAGGUUCCUUCGUGGGGCCCUGUGAGCGAUUGAGGGAGCCCGAUACUUCGCCGGUUUGCUUCAUAGCUAAUGACAGCAUCCCAGGCACAGCUCGCUGCUGAGGAGGCCCGGCCCAGGAUGUCGGCCGUGGAAGCGCUGAUCCCGGUGCUGAACAAGCUGCAGGACGUGUUCAGCACGGUGGGCUCGGACGCCAUCCAGCUGCCGCAGAUCGUGGUGGUGGGCUCGCAGAGCUCGGGCAAGAGCUCGGUGCUGGAGAGCCUGGUGGGCCGGUCGUUCCUGCCGCGCGGCGUAGGCAUCGUGACACGCUGCCCGCUGGUGCUGCAGCUGGUGCACACGCCGCUGUCGGACCGCGAGCACCGCUCGGCCGAGGAUGGCACGCUGGACGUGCCCGAGUUUGGCCGCUUCCUGCACACCAAGCGCGUCUUCAAGGACCUGGAUGAGGUGCGCAAAGAGAUCGAGGUCGAGACGGACAAGCGCGCCGGCACCAACAAGGGCAUAUGCCCGGAGCCCAUCAGCCUCAAGAUCUUCUCGCCGAACGUGGUGAACCUGACGCUGGUGGACCUGCCCGGCCUCACCAAGGUGCCCGUCGGCGACCAGCCCGAGGACAUUGACUCGCAGAUCCAGGAGCUGCUCGUCAAGUACAUCACCAACCCGAACUCCAUCAUCCUGGCGGUGACGGCGGCCAACAUCGACAUGUCAACGGCCGAGAGCCUCAAGUUCGCGCGUGAGGUGGACCCGGACGGCCGCCGCACUCUGGCCGUCAUCACCAAGCUGGACCUGAUGGACGCCGGCACCGACGCCAUCGACAUGCUCUGCGGCAAGGUGGUGCCCGUCAAGCUGGGCAUCAUCGGCGUCGUCAACCGGUCGCAGCACGACAUCCAGAAGAACAAGAGCAUCGAAGACGCCAUCCGUGACGAGACGGCCUUCCUGCAGCGCAAGUACCCGUCGCUGGCGGCGCGCAACGGCUCGCAGUACCUGGGCAAGACGCUGAACCGCCUGCUCAUGCACCACAUCCGCGACUGCCUACCCGACCUGAAGACGCGCGUCAACGUGAUGGCGUCGCAGUUCCAGUCGCUGCUGAACUCGUACGGCGAGGACGUGUCGGACAAGGCGCGCACGCUGCUGCAGAUCAUCACCAAGUUCGCGUCGGCCUACUGCCAGACAAUCGAGGGCACGGCGCGCAACAUCGAGACGACGGAGCUGUGCGGCGGCGCGCGCAUCUGCUACAUCUUCCACGAGACGUUCGGCCGCGUGCUCGACUCGAUCCACCCGCUGACCGGGCUCACGUCGAUGGACAUACUGACGGCCAUCCGCAACGCCACGGGGCCGCGGCCGGCGCUCUUCAUACCGGAGGUGUCGUUCGAACUGCUGGUGAAGCGUCAGAUCUCCCGGCUGGAGGAGCCGUCACUGCGCUGCGUGGAGCUGGCGCACGAGGAGAUGCAGCGCAUCAUCCAGCACUGCGGCACCGAGGUGCAGCAGGAGAUGCUGCGCUUCCCCAAGCUUCACGAGCGCAUCGUGGAGGUGGUGACGCAGCUGCUGCGCGUGCGCCUGCCGCCCACCAACCAGAUGGUGGAGAACCUGGUGCAAAUCGAGCUGGCCUACAUCAACACCAAGCACCCGGACUUCCACAAGGACGCGGCGCUAGUGUCGUCGCUGAUCAAGAACGCCGAGGAGGACUGCAGGCCGCGGCAUCGGCCCUCGCGGCCGGCGCCGCCCGCCGCUGGCGGCGGCCAGGUAGCGCUGCUCAAGCCGGCCGACGACGAGCCACCGCGCAACCGGCUGGUCAAAUACUCGAGCGACUCGCAGGUGGCCAACAGCAACUGGCUGGCGCAGCUUUUGCCGUCGCGCGGCGAGGAGAGCGGCGCCGGCUCCGCAGAGAGCACGCCGCCCGUCACGCCGCAGCACCAGGGCCGCGGCGACGCGCCAGCGCAGCCGCCGCCGCCGCCGCAGUCGCAGCAGCAGCCCUCCACGCCCGGCAAGCCGGUGAACCUGCUGCCGGAGGUGCCGUCGCAGCCGGGCCGCAAGCUGACGGAGCGCGAGCAGCGCGACUGUGAGGUGAUUGAGCGCCUGAUCAAGUCCUACUUCUACAUCGUGCGCAAGUCGAUCCAGGACACGGUGCCGAAGGCCGUCAUGCAUUUCCUGGUGAACUACGUCAAAGACAACGUGCAGUCGGAGCUGGUGUCGAAGCUGUACAGCCCGAGCGAGAUCGACACGCUGCUCUCGGAGUCGCCGCACAUCGCGCAGCGGCGCCGCGAGAGCGCCGAGAUGCUGCGCGCCCUGCAGCGCGCCAGCACCAUCAUCAGCGAGGUGCGCGAGACGCAUGUGUGGUAGUGCCGCGCGCGCCGUCGCGUGUCAUCCGGGGACGCGCCGGCUCGUAGGUGGUCUAGUCGCUGGGGCGGGCGGCGGGGCGGCCCGACCCCGGCCGCAGCGGGUUCUGGUUGUUACUGCGCGCUCGGCCGGCCGGGCUCCCGGUCUGAUGCACACCCGGCCACUGCGGGGCGGCUGUGUUGGCGUAUUCGUGUAUUCGGGCCUAGUAUUAGGGUCGACUGUACGCGCUCUUUCCGUUGUUGUGCUGCGACUCCCCGAUCUUUGCUAAGGACGGUUUUGGGGGUUGUUUGUGCCGUGAGUGCGCGAGCCUGCUCGUCCCCUUCUUCAGGUGUGGGCGCAAUGCUAACGAAAGUGGUCCAGCCCCGGCCGGCCGCAUUUUCUAUGGGGGAAGGCGUUUGACCGUCUGCGGAAUGAGUGCAUGUACAGCCGCCUGCUGCGAUACUCAUGCUGUACAGCCACGGGAUCAGACGCUUCAGCUCGACCAUGCAAGUGAGAUGUGUAUUUGAACCGUUUGGUUACAAUGGUGUGGCCAUGACAUUGCCUGCGAAAGGUAUGGAACAUAUGCACAAAUCUGGCCGCGGGAGGAGAGCUGGUGUGCUCGUGCUGCGUGUGCCCGGCCUCGCGCUGGCGUGCUGUAGGGUACGAGUGCUAGCUGUACGUUAGUAUCAGUCGCAGGUAGCUGUUGUGCACCUUGACCACUUGACCCGUCUGUGGCUGAACUAGGGCGAACAAUAAUAACUCAAAAGCA
Pollicipes pollicipes is the source of this 3091-nucleotide messenger RNA. It is a transcript of the gene Drp1, whose product is annotated as dynamin related protein 1. Gene Ontology annotation, biological process: mitochondrial fission; intracellular distribution of mitochondria; endocytosis. Gene Ontology annotation, cellular component: microtubule; cytoplasm; mitochondrion. NCBI's taxonomy places the organism in Eukaryota, Metazoa, Arthropoda, Thecostraca, Pollicipedomorpha, Pollicipedidae. Gene Ontology annotation, molecular function: GTP binding; microtubule binding; GTPase activity. The record is from RefSeq and is a predicted model, not a curated record.